Molecule: messenger RNA, 2052 nt
Organism: Salvia splendens (bonfire salvia)
Lineage: Eukaryota; Viridiplantae; Streptophyta; Magnoliopsida; Lamiales; Lamiaceae
Product: leucine-rich repeat receptor-like serine/threonine/tyrosine-protein kinase SOBIR1
Exons: 4
Coding region: 1-1881 (626 amino acids)
Biological process (GO): DNA integration; protein phosphorylation
Cellular component (GO): membrane
Molecular function (GO): ATP binding; nucleic acid binding; protein kinase activity
Source: RefSeq, a predicted model, not a curated record
AUGGAGAAGCAAAUAAGGAACUACAUCAGAGAAUGUGACAUCUGCCAACGCUAUAAAUACGACAACAGUGUUUCACCUGGUCUUCUCCAACCCCUACCUAUACCUGAAGAAGCUUGGUCUCAAAUAAGCUUGGACUUUAUUGAAGAUAACGUUUUCAAGCUCCAUGGCUUACCUAACAUUCUGAUCAGUGAUCGAGACAAGGUGUUUAUGAGCAAAUUUUGGUCUGAUUUCUUCAAGCUACAAGGGGUAGAGUUACACAUGUCAACUGCUUAUCAUCCUCAAUCAGAUGGACAAACUGAAGUAGUUAAUCGAUGUCUUGAUACUUACCUUCGUUGCAUGUGUGGUGAUCAACCAUAUGAUUGCAGCAAAUGGCUCAGUUUAGCGGAGUUUUGGUACAAUACUUCAUUCCAUUCGGCUAUUGAAACUACUCCUUUUGAAGCUUUAUACGGGUAUCCUCCACCCAUACAUAUUCCUUAUUUUAGAGGAGACUCUACUGUCCAUGAUGUGAACGAAAGCUUGAUGGCUAGAGAAGCGAUGUUGGAAGUUCUUAAGCAUCAUCUAGGUCGUGCUCAGAAACGUAUGAAGCAGCAACAUGAUAAACAUCGUUCUGAUCGCACCUUCGCUUUGGGUGAUUGGGUUUACCUGAAACUUCAACCAUAUCGCCAGAAUACAUUACGCGAUCGACAAUUCCAUAAGCUAAGUCCUAGAUACUUCGGCCCUUUCAAGAUUAUUGACAAAUAUGGCAAAGUAGCGUACAAACUUUCCUUGCCGACUGAUUCGAAGAUACACCUUGUUUAUCAUAGGGUCAUUAUUGGUAAUUUACUAGUCGCCGCCGGAGUAAUCGGGGGAAUCCUAUCCGCCUUAGUGUUCUCCCUACUUUUCAAACUCCUGUUAGUGCUAAUCCACGGCAGAAACAGAGACACCGGAAUCAAAAUCUUCAGCCCAUUGAUCAAGAAGCCAGAAGACCUCUCCUUCUUAGAGAAGGAAGACGGCCUCUCCUCGCUCAACGUCAUCGGAAAAGGCGGUUGCGGCGAAGUCUACAAAGCCGUUCUCCCCGGCAGCGACGGAAAGGAAAUUGCGAUCAAGAAGAUAAUCCAAUCGCCCACGGACCAGGAGGAGCUGACGGAGGAAGACAGCAAGCUGCUCAACAAGAAAAUGAGGCAAAUCCGGUCGGAAAUCAAGACCGUCGGAGAAAUCCGCCACCGCAAUUUACUGCCGCUUUUGGCGCAUCUGCCGCGCCCGGAUUGUCACUACCUGGUUUAUGAGUACAUGAAGAACGGAAGCGUGCACGAUUAUCUGGUCGGGGUGGCCAGAGGGGAGAAGGAGCUCGACUGGCCGGCGAGGUACAAGAUCAUCAUGGGGAUCGCCGCCGGCCUCGAGUAUCUUCACAUGAACCACACGCCGCGGAUCAUCCACAGGGACUUGAAGCCGGCGAACGUGCUGCUAGACGACGAGAUGGAGGCGCGGAUAGCUGAUUUCGGGUUGGCAAAGUCAGUGCCGGACGCGAACACGCACAUGUCGACGUCGAACAUAGCAGGGACAGCGGGGUACAUAGCGCCGGAGUAUCACCAGACGUUCAAGUUCACGGAAAAAUGCGACAUGUACAGUUUUGGAGUGGUGUUGGCGGCGGUGGUGAUGGGGAAGAUGCCGUCGGACGAAUUCUUCCAGAACACGGAGGAGGUGAGCUUGGUGAAGUGGAUGAGGAACGUGAUGACCUCGGAUGAUCCGAAGCGUGCGAUCGACCCGAAGCUGAUGGGGAGUGGGUACGAGGAGCAGAUGCUGUUGGCUUUGAAGGUGGCUUGUUUCUGCACAUUGGAUAAUCCUAAAGAGAGGCCUGAUAGUAAAAAUGCCAGGACUAUGUUGUCUCAGAUUAAGCAUUGACUCAAUUAGGUCUGUUUUAUGGUGUACUACUUUUAUGGCCUAAUAGUAAAGAUGCCAAAAAUGUAUGUGUGUGUGUGUGUCCUAGUUGUAGUUGAACUUAAUUGUGAUGAUAAACUUGUACUACUUCCAUAUGGAGUAUAUAUUUAUUAAUUAAAGUUUGUGCUAUGUUUA